Messenger RNA from Aedes aegypti (yellow fever mosquito), 566 nucleotides. RefSeq lists its product as uncharacterized. Bases 77 to 526 code for a protein of 149 amino acids. The transcript has 2 exons. The record is from RefSeq and is a predicted model, not a curated record. Lineage: Eukaryota; Metazoa; Arthropoda; Insecta; Diptera; Culicidae.
AAUGAGUUGAGACAUCAUUCGUCAACUGGUCGUUUCCAAACUAACUGAACCCUAUUUAACUAUUCCCGAGUUCAUCAUGAAGGUAUUUGUCGCCAUCAUCGCGCUAACCCUUGCGGUUGCUUCUCAAGCUUCGUACAUCCCGGAAGCGGCAUAUCCAUCCUGGCCAGUAAGCACCUCUGUAUGGCCUCAAUAUGGAGUCUAUGGCAAAGGACUCCUUAAUGCCUGGCCACAAGCCAACGUGGCUGCCUGGAAUGACCAUUCCUACGUCAACUCAUGGUCCCCAGCAUGGGCCCCAUCCUAUGGCUAUGAUAAUGGAUUGUACGCACAUGGAACCAACGUUAUCAAGUCUUCAUAUCCAUGGGGAUUGCCCUGGGGAACCUAUGGUAAUGCUGCUGGAGUCUACGGAUGGGGACACACGGGUGGAUAUCUGUCAUCGGUUCCAGUGUCGAAGCAGAUUGCUGCCACUCCCGGUUCGGUCCAUGUCGCCUCAGUUCCAGUUGGUGGAGAGAAAUUGAUUGUCGCUUAAAACGGCGAAGGAUAAAAUAAAUACCAUUGUGGGUAGAAUG